Molecule: messenger RNA, 970 nt
Organism: Lycium ferocissimum
Lineage: Eukaryota; Viridiplantae; Streptophyta; Magnoliopsida; Solanales; Solanaceae
Product: ADP-ribosylation factor 1
Exons: 9
Coding region: 176-724 (182 amino acids)
Biological process (GO): intracellular protein transport; vesicle-mediated transport
Cellular component (GO): cytoplasm; Golgi apparatus
Molecular function (GO): GTP binding; GTPase activity
Source: RefSeq, a predicted model, not a curated record
GUUAAGGAGCACUAAAGUGUAUUUUCCUAAUUGGUUUAUUUUUUCCAAGAUCUGAUCUUUUUUUUUUCUUUUUUUGUUUUUCUUUUCACUUUCUACACUUAACCCCAACGCUAAUCAAGUUCCCAUUAAGCAGACCCUUUAGCUUUCUCUGAAAGAAGCAAAGCGAAAGGGGGAAAUGGGAUUAGUGUUUUCAAGAUUGUUUUCAUCUUUAUUUGGGAAUAAAGAAGCUCGGAUCUUAGUUCUUGGACUUGACAAUGCUGGCAAAACUACUAUUCUAUAUCGUCUUCAGAUGGGUGAAGUAGUUUCCACUAUUCCAACAAUUGGAUUUAAUGUUGAGACCGUGCAGUAUAACAAUAUCAAGUUUCAAGUUUGGGAUCUAGGGGGGCAGACUAGUAUCAGGCCAUACUGGAGGUGCUAUUUUCCUAAUACUCAAGCUAUAAUCUACGUUGUUGACUCAAGUGACACUGAUAGGCUCGUGGUUGCUAAAGAGGAGUUCCAUGCCAUAUUGGAGGAGGAAGAGUUGAAAGGUGCUGUUGUUCUCGUAUAUGCUAACAAGCAGGAUCUUCCUGGUGCACUCGAUGAUGCUGCAGUGACUGAGGCCUUAGAGUUGCACAAGAUUAAAAAUAGACAAUGGGCUAUUUUUAAGACUUCUGCCCUCAAAGGAGAAGGGCUCUUUGAGGGCUUGGACUGGUUGAGUAAUACACUCAAAUCCGGAGGUGGCUAAAUUUUUGUUGAAGAUGCAGAUAGACAGUGAAGACAGACGAGAGAGAACUUGGUAUAAUGUGUGAAGCGAUUCCGUCCUUCGAUUAUUUUCUAAUUGCCAUAGAUUCUGAUGUGAACUGCUCGGAUAGAAUGUUUAUACUUAUCACAGAUAAUGAGAAUAUGAGGCUUUAUUCUGACUCUCUUCAUAGAUUACACCUAUUCACUGCGAUGCAUUGUUGCAAAGAAACAUCAAUGGUUUUGCUUUUAA